AUGGGUGCCGACUGGAACCAGGGGCACCAACAACCAUAUAGUGGCAAUGGCCUAGUGGGACCUACUGCUGCCAUUGCUGCUGUGCAAACUGUCUUCGUUGCAGCCAAGUUCUAUACUCGGUUUAUGCAGCGGGUGAAGUUUGGCCUCGAUGACUAUCUGAUCCUACUUGCCCUAGUUGCAAGUUUGGCAUGCUCAAUGAUCUUUAUUGUCUUGGCCAAAAUCGGCGUAAUUGGGUACCACUUCGACUACGUUUCUGAGAUGCCUGAUAAGGUGAUUCUCGCAAGAAAGUGCACCCUUGCUCUUGAAACUCUCGAUUAUCCCUUCACUAUCACCCCGGCCAAAUUGGCCGUGCUAUUAUUCUAUCUACGUAUUUUCACAACCCGAAAGUUCCAGAUCCUUGUCUACAUAAUAGGAUCGCUGGUUCUUGCGCUGGGAGUCAGCGUUCUUCUGGAGAACUUCCUCCAAUGUCGACCAUUCGCGUACAUAUGGGAUCGAAGUAUCCCAGGUGGAACGUGCAUUCAUCCAAUCGACGCCUAUCGAAUCUUUGCUCCAGUUAAUGUCCUUACUGGUGUGUUGAUCCUUGUGAUUCCCAUUCCAGCUGUGUGGAAAUUGCAUGUACCUAAAGCACAUAAACUGGCUGUGACGGGUGUUUUUCUGUUGGGUGGACUAGGAAACGUGGCAAGCAUCUCGAAAAUGGUGAUAAACUUCGCCGAAUCAGAUUUUGCUAGGGACGACCCAACGUGGUUCGCGGCCAAAUAUGGUGUCCUAACGAUUCUCGAAGGCAGCUUGAUUAUCAUCGCUGCUUGCAUUAUCAGCAUUUGGCCACUUUUCACUCAGUUCAUGCCCCGGCGUUUUCGAACAACGUUCGCUAGGUCCACGCCUCGCAGAAGUCAACACCGGUUCUUGUAUUCGAGAGAAACACCCGCAAAAGAUGAAAGUGGGGACAGCAUCACACGCCCUAGAGAGGUUCAUUUACUAAGAGAGAAAGACAGAAAUAGCUCGCAGUCAUUGCCUUCUUCGUUGGCGGAUUUGGAGGAUCAGAGAUGGUCGAUCCUUAUGGAUGACGAG
Messenger RNA from Penicillium mononematosum, 1068 nucleotides. RefSeq lists its product as uncharacterized. The record is from RefSeq and is a predicted model, not a curated record. The annotation marks the transcript as partial. NCBI's taxonomy places the organism in Eukaryota, Fungi, Ascomycota, Eurotiomycetes, Eurotiales, Aspergillaceae. The transcript has 6 exons.